AUGGAAACCUCUACUGAAAAGCUAGGGUAUGCACUAUAUUUGGCCUUCUGCAGAGUUCUUGGUUGCGAUUUGGCUAUUGGUUUGAAGCAUAUGUCUCGCGAUAAGGCAAUAAUGCAAAUGUUUCAGUGUUUUCCAAGUAAUAGACUUGUUCGGGUGUAUUUUGUGUAUCCAGAUGAUUUGCCAGAACAAGGUGAGAAUAACCCAAUGGUUAGUGGAGAUACAGACUCUGAAUUAGAUUCUGAAUAUGUGGAGGAAGCAAACCAAACUGAUUUAGAGUCUACUGAAUAUAAAAAUUUUGUUGAUGAUAUGGAAUGUUCAAUGAUGAUAAUGUGGAUAUGGAAGUUCAAUGGGCCAGUUCUAAAUAAACAAGAGGGAUGCAAAGAAUCUAUUGGGCAUUCAAAUGUCAACGAAGAGUUGAACCCUAAAGAUAUUAACUCUGAUUAUGGAUCCCCAAGUGAAUUGGACAAUGUUCAAGCUGUUCAUAGAAUACCAGAGAAUAGUGAAGGGAACAAUGUUCAAGCUGUCCAAGGGGUUAGCCAAACCAAUGGUGAAGGCAACAUUAUUCAAGAUGCUAGAAGAAGAGGACAACCAAAUCGAGUUAGAGUUGUAGUUAGAAGAAGGCAACCCAAUGGUCAAGAAGGCAGAGACAGGGGAAGAGGUAUUGGUCUGGGCAAAGGUAGAGGAAAUGGACUUGAAAUUGGAAAAGGUGGUACCAGUAUCACAGAGAGAGGUGUUGGACUAAGCAAGGGUCGUGGUAUUGGAUUGAGCAGUUGA
Molecule: messenger RNA, 774 nt
Organism: Ilex paraguariensis (yerba mate)
Lineage: Eukaryota; Viridiplantae; Streptophyta; Magnoliopsida; Aquifoliales; Aquifoliaceae
Source: the annotation of a GenBank genome assembly